AUGGCGGACGACAUGCAGCCCAUACAAAAUAACGCAGGGCUUAGCCAAGCUAUGAAUAACGUUCAGCAGGCGCUUCGCGAUUUUAAUGAGUUGUCUCGACAGAAUGGAUUGCAGUACAGACUGCCCUACGAUCAGGCGUAUUUAAAUGCCUUUUAUCCACCUCUACCUCCACCUCUACCUCCGCAAGUUUUAGCAGAUCGAAACGAGCUGCCGCAAGGGCAAGUUCCUGGUGAACAAGCUCUGGUUGUUCAACUUGCAGGUGCUCAAGCUGAUGGUGGUCGUGUUGUUGAGGAUCAAGCUGGUGAUGGUCGUGUUGUUGAGGAUCAAGCUGGUGGUGGUCGUGUUGUUGAGGAUCAAGCUGGUGGUGGUUGUGUUGUUGAGGAUCAAGCUGGCGGUGGUCCUGCUGCUGAUGAUCAUGCUGCUGACAAUCAAGCUGGUGGUGGUCGUGCCGGUGAUGAUCAAGCUGCUGAUCGUGAUGCUGCUAAUGAUCCAGCUGCCGAUGGUUGCACUUCCACAGCUUCAAAAUCUCCGAGAACAAGUCCAAUAUAG
Messenger RNA from Cotesia glomerata, 549 nucleotides. RefSeq lists its product as uncharacterized. NCBI's taxonomy places the organism in Eukaryota, Metazoa, Arthropoda, Insecta, Hymenoptera, Braconidae. The transcript has 3 exons. The record is from RefSeq and is a predicted model, not a curated record. Bases 1 to 549 code for a protein of 182 amino acids.